Messenger RNA from Pogona vitticeps (central bearded dragon), 2121 nucleotides. RefSeq names its product DSN1 component of MIS12 kinetochore complex (gene DSN1). Gene Ontology annotation, biological process: chromosome segregation; cell division. Gene Ontology annotation, cellular component: MIS12/MIND type complex. Lineage: Eukaryota; Metazoa; Chordata; Lepidosauria; Squamata; Agamidae. The record is from RefSeq and is a predicted model, not a curated record.
CGGGAGGGGGCGAAAGAAGGAGGUACGCAUGCGUUAGGGUGGUGAAAUCACGGGGCUCAAAGUGCUUCCCAGAAUGCUAUGGGAGCGAAGGCCAGCAAGUUGUAGUACGCAUGCGUCUUGGCGGGCUAUUUUGAUUCGGGAAGAGGCGGCGGCGCGGGGAGAACAAAAUGGAAGUUGCAGAGUCGGCGCUCGGCAGUGCAGAAGACAUCCUUCCAAAGAAUCUACAGGAACAGAACUCAUCCCUAGGAAAGCUGCUUGGGUUUGAAGAUGGAAAAAAUGUUGAAAAAGGGGACAACCAGGAGAAGAUGGAGUGUGAAUCACCUGCCAAGCCAGAUAACCUAGUUAGUUCUGGCUGCGAUACCCAGGUAGCUGUGAAACCCAAUGACUCCACUGUGUCAGCAGAGAUGGGCAAGAAAGAGCAUCCUGGCUCUUGCCCAAAGAAUGAAGUUGCCCACUGCCCUAACCCGAACCAAGUACCUCCUCAGAGUCUUGAUUCUGACACAGGACAUACUUCAGCCUCAUUUCACAUAUCCCUGGGCCAGCUCCCAAGCCCCAAAGUCACACGACGUUCCUUGAAUCGGUACAGCCUGAAGCUGGGCACCAAUCGACGGAAGUCACUCCCUCCUCUUCACCUGGAUGUUUCUGAUCUGUGUAAAGCCAUAAGUCUGGAGUUGCCCGAGACCGAGAGAAUGGCAGCACUCCUCCUCUCAAGCUUCCAGUUUUCUGCAAGGAAACUGGAAUAUUCCCUGAGACAGACCGAAGGCUUUAAUCCUGAAAUUUUUGAAGAAAAUGUGAGAUUGCUUUCAGAGGAGUUGAGACUCCACACAAAGAAACUGAUGCUUGAGGGAACUCUGCAGAAAUGCUUUGAGGACCCCAGAGGGGGUUUGUCAGAUCCUGCCUUGAGUGGAUCAGUAGCUGCCUUAAAGGAGAAUAUAGCCAGGUUUUCCACAGAAAGUGAGGCUUGGGAUGACUUGCUUCAGACUUACAAGAAAAACGCUGAGGAAAUAGCCAAGCAACUAGAGCAGCGUGAGCUGAAUCAAGGAACAGAGGAGCCUUUCAGCUACCUUGGUGCUUCUCAGGCUCAAGUGCUUCAGGCCAAGCCAGACUACCAGAAGAUAUUAGAUAGUCAGGGAGAGGUGUUUUGUGAUCUGGAGCGAGUGCUGGAUGAAAUGCAGCAGAUAGUAAAAGUUUGUCAAACUUAUAUGGAAGAUGUUACACAGUAUCUUCGGAAGUUAUCAUCAAGACUUGCAUCAAGGACUUUCAACAACUUAGAAAACUCACCAGCCCGAAAACUGCUGAAGCUCAAGACAAAGCUAGCAACACCUCCUCCUCCUCCAGAGGGGUAAAGGUGGUUACUUACUUUUUUGCUUGUUUGUUUUCCGACUUUCUCUCUAACACUGCUGAUCAUGGUUAUUUUUUGGCUGUCGCCUUCCCCCGUUUGCCUGAUGUGAACUGCACUUCAAAAGCAAUGACAUUCUUGCUCCAUAGCUUGACAAGGUGGAGCAAUAUAAAACAUGUUAUAUCCUUGGAUGAUAGGAGUAUUUCCAGUUUAGCAAUCAGAUAGGAAAUUAAAGACUCCCUGUGAUCAUCUCCUGUGUAGCUUCAAUAAAGGCAAUGUAUUUGCUUUUGCUUUUUUGGGAGCACAGCAGAAGGAAAUACUACUAUUCUUGGUUUGAUUCAACCAUUAAAGGAAAAUGAUUUGGUUCUGAUAUUCCUGUAACUUAGCAUUUCAAACUGAAAGGCAUUGUGAACCCUGUUUAUUGUUCUCUGAACGCCAGACGGUGUGGGACAUCCCUCCUGUUCUGUGUUAUAUUAUGUGAUGGCAAGAGACAAAAAUUCAGGUAAAACUGCUCCUUAAUCUCCUACAUUUAACCAGCUGAAACACUGACAACUUAAUAACUGGGCCUGGUUGUCAAGCUUCUGAAGAUGGCUAGAGACAAGACAAAAACUCAGAAAGGAUUUUUUUGUUGUUUCUCUGUGUUGUUUUCUUCUCCAAACAGGCUCUUUUAUUUUGUGAAUAUUAAUGUCUUUUCCUAAAACAAUAUACAUCUCAUCAUUCAUUGUUUUGAUGUUUUUCCCCCAACCACUUUGUUUCAUGUUCUUGUUGUUAUUUAAAAUAAA